Molecule: messenger RNA, 450 nt
Organism: Haemonchus placei
Lineage: Eukaryota; Metazoa; Nematoda; Chromadorea; Rhabditida; Trichostrongylidae
Source: the annotation of a GenBank genome assembly
AUGUCGAUUAUAGUUGAAGCUAAGGUAUUGGAUUCAAGAGUGCCAGCUAUAGUAGAUACGGGCUCAACGAUCAGCAUCAUCCCAGUAGGCAUAUUGGCGAAGGCGCAAAAGGCGAGCUACGACGUGGAUAGCUUGGAGGUGCUGUCCGACGACUCAAUAAUUCCAGUGUUUGACGCUUCACGGAACCACAUAGCCUUUGUGGGUGCUAACAAAAUAGCGGUAGUGCUGGAGGAACGCAACAAGGUGGAGGUAGCCUUCCAUAUUGCAGAUGACAACGAGGCUGAUAUACUCCUUGGCACAAAUACGUUGGGAAAGCUGGGCGUUCAGGUAGUAUUGCCACCUCAAGAACAAACGCUGCAUGCAGAGGCUCAAGAAGAAGUCGUGGUUGCUAGGCGAAUGUACAUACCCCCAUAUGGUAAAGUUGGUUUCAGUAUGUCACGAGGGAAGUAG